AUGUCGGCAAUAGAUUUUUCAUUUUUGGACCUUUUAUCUUUUGCUGAAUCGCCAAAUCGAGAGGUCCUGGUUUCUUUGUGUCAUGUUCUUGAGAACUAUGAAGAUUUAGAUAUUAAAUUCUUUUAUACUCUUUUGGUAGCGUCUUCCAAAAAUAUUUUGCCAGAUGAGAAUUUUUUAGAAGUUAUAUCACGCAAUAGUCAAUGGUACAUCAGUGCAAGAGAUGAUAUCAUUAAAUAUUUGCAGGAAAAUAUCGCAAAAAUGCACUAUAAAGAAAGUGAUAUCGCUUUGAAAGUUUUUAAGGAAUGUCUUCAGGAUGUCAAUGACUGUAGUCCAACUAUUCUUGAUUCUAUAACUAAAAUGGCUGCGGAUAAUAAUUCAAAUCAAAUUUGUUUGGAGAUUUUAAUUUCUCUUAUUAGAUCGGUUAGAAAAGUCGAUGAAAUUGUUGGAUUAAGUGAUGCAAUAGAAAAUAUUGUUCCUUUUGCUGAAGAAAUGCUUCAAAGCCCAGAAUUAAGUGUUUCUGAGACGGCAACCCAAUUUUUUGCUUUAAUCAAUGCUAAUUCUUCUCAGUCGCCUUAG
Trichomonas vaginalis G3 is the source of this 576-nucleotide messenger RNA. Its product is annotated as armadillo (ARM) repeat-containing protein family. The coding region runs from base 1 to 576 and encodes 191 amino acids. The record is from RefSeq and is a predicted model, not a curated record. Lineage: Eukaryota; Parabasalia; Trichomonadida; Trichomonadidae. The transcript has a single exon.